AUGGAGUUUCACAUGGUGUCCCGACAAGGAGAUGCCCAGGAACCCAAGGCCUACCCAACACACGCUGGAGCUCUAAUCGCCAUCUCUGUUGCCUUCUUGACCAUUACAAUUUUCUUCACAUCUCUGCGCUUCUUCGUCAGAGGCUACAUGAUCAAGAGUCUAGGAUGGGACGACUGGUUGAUUCUGCUUGCACUCGCCAGUUUCAUCUGUCAAGCUUCCUUCCUUGUCCACCUUGCCUGGAUGGAGCAACACUUGGAUUUGGGCUUUAUCAAACCUCUUGCGAGCGCCUUGGAGUUUGUCGUUUUGGAACUCGCAUUCUAUAUCAUGACUUCACUGUUUCUCAAGCUCUCGCUUGCCGUCGUUGCCAAGUGGCAGAGAUACACCAUCAUCAUUGGCACCUCUAUAUUUUCUCUCUUUACGCUUGCCUUCUUCUUCGUCGCAGUCUUUCAGUGUGGACCUCCCUCUCAGUUUCUGCUCAACAACGCCAAGGGGAAAUGCCUGCCAUGGAGCGUCACCGGACCUCUAAACUAUAUCCAUGGCACCUUGAAUGCCAUCACAGAUUGGAUCUUUGUCUCGUUGCCAAUGCUCGUCAUCCGUAACGCCAAUAUGAAUCGCAAAGGCAAGGCGUCAGUCAUCGGCGUACUCGCAAUCGGCGUCUUGGGCUCUGUGGCGUCUGUCGUCCGUCUCUAUUACAUCAAGGAUAUCCAUCCGGGUGCCUCAAGCGCCACCGAGUUCUUCUCAAAGGCUGCGACAAUUGCCAUUGCCAGUAUCAUUGAGAUUGGCUUGGGUAUUACAGCAGCGUGCAUGGCAACUUUGCGACCUUUGUUCAAGAGUCUGCUGGAGUAUUCGCGUAGUGAUUACACAAAGGACACUGGCAAGGACAAGUCAACCGCUUUUGAACGCGGUACUGCGUCUCAUACUGCCAGCAGCGGCUCUGCACUGCAGUCUUCACGCAACAACAGAGCCUUCACACAAUACGGAUUUGACGCCAAUGACAUGGUUCCCGGCAAGGACGAUGUGCAUGUGGAAUUGUCAAGUCUGCCUUCUGGUCGCGGAUCAUCUUCCGACUCGGAUGAGGUGGUGGUGCAUACGCAGACUGUGGUGUACGAGCAACGCGGAUCUCAAGAUGAACUGCUUGCCAAUGAACAAGACGCCAAACAGAACUACAAAGCUCACAUCUGGAGCGCCAAAGACGCCAAGGCGAGCACGAGUUAG
Messenger RNA from Aureobasidium uvarum, 1215 nucleotides. The record is from the annotation of a GenBank genome assembly. NCBI's taxonomy places the organism in Eukaryota, Fungi, Ascomycota, Dothideomycetes, Dothideales, Saccotheciaceae.